ACGAGGGCGGGGCGCGGAAACAAAACCCGGGUUUUUUUCAGCGCCUGUGUCUCUGUACGAUCGUAGUCACCCGGCGAGCUGAGGCAGUCAACGUGAACCACUUUGCAGGCGCUUUGUGUGCUAGGUUUUAGCUGACCAUGGCGAACAGAAAGCGACCUUUAGAAAUGACGGCUAACGACAGCUUACACACUCCGGAAAAGAAAGUAUCAGUGGCUCAAGUGAUCAGCUCAGACUACAUGCACUGGGAAGUAGAGGAAACGUGCCAGUAUCUUCGAAAUGAAGGGCUCAUCGAGUGGCAAGAUAUUUUUAGAGCGCAAAAAGUCACUGGUGUUGGUCUAAGAUACAUUAAAGAUGAUGAUUUGGAGAAGAUGGGAGUAAAAUGCCACGGCGAUCGCCUCAGGAUCCUUCACAGCUUGAGGAAACUUUGGCAAAUAGAAGCUGAACCAAAUAAGGUCUUCAACGAUCCCAUUCAUGGCCACGUGGAGUUGCAUCCACUUCUGAUCAAAAUUAUAGACACACCCCAAUUUCAGAGACUAAGACACAUCAAGCAGCUUGGAGGGACUUACUUUGUUUUUCCUGGUGCAUCUCAUAAUAGAUUUGAGCACAGCAUUGGAGUGGGAUACUUGGCUGGUCGUCUUGUUCAAGCACUGAAUGAGAAGCAGCCUGAACUCCUAAUUUCUCGCAGAGAUAUUUUGUGUGUCCAGAUUGCAGGGCUUUGCCAUGACCUUGGGCAUGGACCUUUUUCUCACAUGUUCGAUGGAAUUUUUAUUCCCAAAGCUCGUCCACAAAUAACAUGGAAGCAUGAGACUGCAUCCCUCGCCAUGUUUGACUAUCUGGUGGAUGAAAAUGGUCUGAGACCAGUCAUGGAACAACAUGGACUUGUCCUCCCUGACGAUCUGGACUUUAUCAAGGAGCAGAUUGCCGGACCUCUGCAAAAUGCUGCUGAUCAAAAUGCUGAGUGGCCCUAUAAAGGUCGAACACAAGACAAAUCCUUCCUGUAUGAAAUCGUGGCCAACAAGAGAAAUGGCAUUGAUGUGGAUAAGUGGGACUACUUUGCCAGGGACUGCUACCAUUUGGGGAUUCAAAACAAUUUUGACUAUCGCCGUUUCCUUAAGUUUGCCCGGGUGUGUGAAGUAGAUGGACAAAAGAACAUUUGUACUAGAGACAAGGAAGUGGGGAAUCUGUAUGACAUGUUUCACACCAGAAAUUGCCUCCACAGACGAGCCUACCAACACAAAGUUGGGAACAUCAUUGAAACUAUGAUCACAGAGGCAUUUUUAAAAGCAGACAAACAUAUCCAGAUUGAAGGCUCAGGGGGGCGGAUGUUCACUUUAUCCACAGCCAUAGACGACAUGGAGGCUUAUACCAAACUUACAGACCACGUGUUUGAACAAAUUCUCAACUCCUCGGCCAAAGAACUUGCUGAUGCCAGACAGAUUCUACGUAACAUUGUUUAUCGACGUCUUUACAAGUGUCUGGGUCAGACUCAACCAGAAAAACCCAUUACUGUUACUAGGGAACUAAUUCACAGUUGGGAAGAAGAUUUGGCUCAGUCUGUUCCUCAGGGCUCCCACGAUGCCGAGCUUCAACCUGAGGACUUUGUGGUCAAUGUUAUCCACAUGGAUUAUGGGAUGAAGGAGAAGAAUCCAAUAAAUAAUGUUCGGUUCUAUUGCAAAAAUGACCUUACUACAGCCAUCCAAAUACGCAAAAACCAGGUGUCGAAACUUCUCCCAGAGCGUUUUGCUGAACAGUUGAUUAGAGUUUACUACAAAAAGACUGAUGAAAAGAGUGUGGAGGCAGCUAAGAAGCACUUUGUUCAAUGGUGCAUGGACAAGAACUUCUCCAAACCCCAGGAUGGGGACAUAAUUGCACCUGAGCUCACUCCACUGAAGGCCAGCUGGUUGAACAACAGUGAAGGAGAGGAGUGUGUGGAGAGCAACACAAGCUACAGCCAUCUCAAUGGAACAGCCAAAGUUAGGCUUUUCAAGUAAAAAGACUUAAGUUACAGAUCCCAAUAUAUAUAUUAUGUAUAAAAAACGUUUUUAUAAAAGAUGGGACAUUUUACAGAUUGUUGGUCAUUUAUUUUAAUUUAUAUAUUAAGUUUUAUUUCCAGAUCAGUUUUUGGCUUUGUUUUUAUUUUAAGUUCUGUAUAUUCAAUAACGUGAUUAUGGUUUUCAAUGCAAUACUUAAAUCAGGUCAGUGUAUAGAAAACUUUGAGAGAGCUACAGUAUUAAGGCAGUUACCGACUUUUACUUUGGUGCUUUUGGACUUUGUAUUUAAGUUUUAUUUGAGGUCUUUGGGAUGGUCCAUUUAUUUAUUUCAAAAAAGUUUGUAUUUUAAACUGUAUUUCAUACUAUAUGGCCAUUUAGGAGAUGUUUUCUUGCAUCUACAUAUUUUGAAAAUACAGCAUUUAUUCUCGU
Periophthalmus magnuspinnatus is the source of this 2420-nucleotide messenger RNA. RefSeq names its product SAM domain and HD domain 1 (gene samhd1a). Gene Ontology annotation, cellular component: nucleus. Bases 138 to 1991 code for a protein of 617 amino acids. Gene Ontology annotation, biological process: dGTP catabolic process; defense response to virus; regulation of innate immune response. Lineage: Eukaryota; Metazoa; Chordata; Actinopteri; Gobiiformes; Gobiidae. The record is from RefSeq and is a predicted model, not a curated record. The transcript has 16 exons. Gene Ontology annotation, molecular function: protein binding; dGTPase activity.